Messenger RNA from Hippocampus comes (tiger tail seahorse), 2654 nucleotides. It is a transcript of the gene slc16a7, whose product is annotated as solute carrier family 16 member 7. NCBI's taxonomy places the organism in Eukaryota, Metazoa, Chordata, Actinopteri, Syngnathiformes, Syngnathidae. The record is from RefSeq and is a predicted model, not a curated record. Bases 428 to 1927 code for a protein of 499 amino acids. Gene Ontology annotation, molecular function: monocarboxylic acid transmembrane transporter activity. Gene Ontology annotation, biological process: transmembrane transport; monocarboxylic acid transport. Gene Ontology annotation, cellular component: basolateral plasma membrane. The transcript is spliced from 7 exons.
CACGUUCAUGAAAACAGCAACCUGGAAUCCAAACAGCACGUACUGUGAUGUACACCCUACAAAUUGAAGACUGCGCUUGCUCAGAAUGUGGGAUUCCAGUACAUAUUCUAUUUCAAAACACUCUGUCAUUUGAAGCAUACCGGGUGUGUUUGCAUAGUGAUGUUUUCCAGAUGGUUAGCCAUGAAUGAUGUGCCAUGACUUCUGAGUGACAAGCACUACGCGUGUUCAGUCUUUGCACCAGUAUGAAAAUCCAGGAGCAGGUGGUCGUCCACGUGCAGUAUUAGUGACAUCAGUGACAUACAAAACUACAGCCAAAUAUAACUGUGGGGUCCACUUUGCCCUGAGGCUUCAGUCCGCGAGGACAAUCUGCUGCUAAAAGUUGAGCUAGCCAGGAGGAUCCUUGAUCGAGCGUUUUCAAGCACACGUGAUGAGAUCAGAAGCCUUUCAGCAGGACCUCUCUGAGGAAGCCGGUCACACUCAUACUCAACUGCACACUUCCCGGGCCAGCCAAUUCACAUCCACUCAAGCCAACAUGGCCGCGAAAGCAGCCAGCAAUCUGGGCUACAUUCCGCCAGACGGAGGCUGGGGCUGGGCCGUCGUCUUGGCCUCCUUCAUCUCCAUCGGAUUUGCCUACGCCUUUCCCAAGUCGCUCACCAUCUACUACAAGGAGAUUCAGGAAUAUUUCUCAGUUUCCUACAGCCAGAUUGCCUGGGUGUCCUCGGUCAUGCUGGCAUCCAUGUACGCGGCAGGGCCAGUGAGUAGCAUUCUUGUCAAUCGCUAUGGCAGCAGGCCCGUGGUCAUGGUUGGUGGGCUCAUGGUUUGCUCUGCCAUGGUGCUCGCCUCUUUUGGAACGUCUAUUGUCCAUCUGUAUCUCUGUGUUGGCGUCAUUGGAGGUUUCGGCCUUGCCUUCAAUCUGCAGCCGGCCCUGACCAUCAUUGGCACCUACUUCCAUGCGAAGAGGCCGCUGGCCAACGGGCUGGCGAUGACAGGAAGUCCAGUGGUCCUCUUCACUCUGGCUCCACUUAAUCAGUUUCUCUUUGAUUCUUUCGGCUGGAGAGGAAGCUUCCUGAUCCUGGGAGCCCUGGUUUUGAACUGCUGUGUUGCCGGUUCGCUCAUGAGACCCGUCAACAAAAAAGUCCCAGCUGAAGUCCAAAGUGAGCCACAUGAAAGCGACGGGGCACAGCAAGUCCCGGAGGAUAACCUACAAGGUGUAGAAAUCCAAAACGAGAGACGCGAAAAGGGCUGUAUCGAUGUCUCCCUCUUCAAACACCGGGGAUUCCUCAUUUACCUCACCGGUAACGUGCUCAUGUUUUUUGGCUUUUUUGCACCUGUGGUUUUUCUGGCCCCGUAUGCCAAACAUCUUGGCGUCGAUGAGUAUUCAGCAGCGUUCUUGCUCUCCAUCUUUGCUCUCGUGGACAUGUUUGUUAGACCGGCAACGGGUUUGCUCGGCAAUACAAAAUGGAUCCGGCCCAGGAUCCAGUAUUUAUUCAGUUUUGCCGUUUCCUACAACGGGGCGUGUCACCUUUUGUGCCCUCUGGCAUCCGGGUAUGUGGGCCUGGUGGUUUAUGCCGUCUUUUUUGGGAUGGCCUUUGGGAUGGUCUGCUCUCUGCUCUUCGAAGUGUUGAUGGACCUCGUGGGAGCUCACCGCUUCUCCAGCGCGGUUGGACUCGUCACCAUUAUCGAGUGUGGCCCGGUGCUUCUCGGUCCUCCGCUUUCAGGAGCUCUGGUAGAUAUUUUGGGGGACUACAAAUACAUGUACUACGCCUGUGGUGUAUUUAUGCUGGUACCCGGCAUAUUUUUCUUCAUCAUGCAUUACUACAACUACAAGAGACUGGAUGAGGAACAGAGGCAGCAGCAGUCUGCACAGAUGAGGACGUGUGGAGAGGCUGUGCAGCUGAAAAUGGACCAAGAGGGAACACAGGAAUGAAUUUGCUGUGUAGGAUGAGAGUCAGCACUCACCGACUCACUCAAGCAAGUGGACCCAGCCAUGACGUGGUAGGCGUGCUUGUGACUUCUUUUUUAGGAUGGCAGCUCCUGCUUCCAAUCUUGGCGAGUCAUUUGUCUCUCUGUUUUGGGGAGGAAUUCUGUUAUUGGAUUAACUUCAUUUUUAGAAGCUACAAUCAUACCUCACUUUAAUGUGGUUCAGUGUUUGCUGUCUCACUGUAUCGCGAACUUGUAAGUUGUACAUCUAAUGUCAUGUCACGGAUUUGUCACUACUCGACGGUGAUCAUUUUUCUCCGAGCCAGAAUGAAAAGAGUUCAUAGAAGAAAGAGAAUGUGGAAAGUUUGGGACCAUUUCACACCUCACAAAAGACGAUGGAGUGCAAUGGGUGAAUUGGAAAGUAGAACUGGCUUCCGGGACUGCAUGUCUACGCUGAGGUGAGCAUCAUUCGCUUGAGGAAGAUGGCCUGCCACCGCCAGUUGGAAUGAAUGGGAAUCAUUCUCAGCCAGCGUUUAACAGCCCGCUGCCAUCUGGAGCCAACAACAGCCAAGUCUACGUUGUCAUUCCCUGAUUCCCAUAUCACUCACUCUUUCACAUACAUUCAUAGUCACAGAUACUACAGGGUGGUGACCCCUAGUGGACAAAAAUAAUGCCUACACCUCAACUGCAUAUUUUGUAUCGAUAUUAUGCAUAACACUUUAAGAACUAUACAA